Messenger RNA from Malassezia sympodialis ATCC 42132, 2355 nucleotides. It is a transcript of the gene GUS1, whose product is annotated as glutamate--tRNA ligase GUS1. Gene Ontology annotation, molecular function: glutamate-tRNA ligase activity; ATP binding. The record is from RefSeq and is a predicted model, not a curated record. Lineage: Eukaryota; Fungi; Basidiomycota; Malasseziomycetes; Malasseziales; Malasseziaceae. Gene Ontology annotation, cellular component: cytoplasm; methionyl glutamyl tRNA synthetase complex; cytosol. Gene Ontology annotation, biological process: translation; glutamyl-tRNA aminoacylation.
AUGCCAGGAAUCACGCUCGUGCUCGACCCGAGUGCGCGGCUGCCCUUCGUCACGCCGCUGGUUCUGUCGAACAUGGCCGUGGAGCGUGGGGAGCCCGCGCCGGAGACGCGCUUUGAGGUGAAUGCACAGACCGCGGUCCGCGGCGCCGCCACGGCCGAGGGGCCGCUGCCCGUGCUGCGCGCGCUCACGCAGCAGUAUGCCGGCCUGGGCCUCGCCGGGAAGAGCGCCGAGGACCAGGCGUCCGUCGACGCCUACCUCGCGCAGUCGGAUGCGCUCGCCGCCGCGCCGUUCCCGGUCGCCCUGCAGAGCGCCGACGACCUCGACCAGCACCUCGCGCUGCGCACCUACCUGGUGGGCCAUACCGUGACGGCCGCGGACGCCGCCAUCUGGGGCGCGAUCCGCUCGUCGUCGCCGCUGCUCGGCAUCAUCAAGAAGCAGGCGCACACGCACCUGGCGCGCUGGUAUGCGCAUGUGGAUGCCCUGCCGGCCUUUGCGGACGCCGUGACAGCCAUGUCGGACGCCAAGAGCCAGAUGUUCAAGCAGAAGAAGACGGCCGCUGGCUUUGACCUGUUCCUCCAGGGUGCCAAGGAGGGCGAGGUCGUCACGCGGUUCCCGCCGGAGGCCAGCGGCUACCUGCAUGUGGGCCAUGCCAAGGCGGCGAUCCUGAACCAGUACUUUGCCAAGGCGUACAAGGGCCGCCUGAUCAUCCGCUUCGACGACACGAACCCCAGCAAGGAGAAGCAGGAGUUCGAGGACGCCAUCAUUGAGGACCUCGCCCUGCUCGGCAUCCAGGGCGACUCGCUCUCGCACACGUCGGACUACUUCGAGCAGCUGCGCGACAUGGCGCAGCGCCUGAUCCGCGAGGACAAGGCGUACGCAGACGACACGCCGCAGGAGCAGAUGCGUGCGGAGCGCAUGGACGGCAUCGCGAGCCAGCGCCGCAGCGCGAGCGUCGACGAGAACCUGCAGCGCUUCGAGGCGAUGCUGCAAGGCACCGACGAGGGCCGCAAGUGGUGCCUGCGCGCCAAGAUGAGCGUCGACAACCCCAACAAGGCGAUGCGCGACCCCGUCAUCUACCGCUGCAACGUCGAUGUGCCGCACCAGCGCACGGGCACGACGUGGAAGGCGUACCCCACGUACGACUUUGCGUGCCCCGUCGUCGACAGCCUCGAGGGCGUGACGCAUGCUCUGCGCACGAACGAGUACCACGACCGCAACCCCCAGUACGAGUGGUUCCUGCAGGCGCUCGGCCUGCGCCACGUCGACAUCUGGGACUAUGGCCGUUUGAACUUUGUAUACACGCUGCUGAGCAAGCGCAAGCUGCAGUGGUUCGUCGACCACGGCGUAGUGAGUGACUGGAGCGACCCCCGCUUCCCGACGGUGCGCGGCAUCCGCCGCCGCGGUAUGACGAUCGACUGCAUCCAGCAGUUCAUCCUCUCGCAGGGCCCGUCACAGCAAAUCAUCAACAUGGAGUGGGACAACAUCUGGGCACUGAACAAGCGCCUGAUCGACCCCGUGGUGCCGCGCUUCGUCGCGCUGCCCGAGGCGCAGCUCGUCAAGGCGACCAUCGCCGGCGCGCCGCCCGCGCACGAGAAGCAGGUGCCGAAGCACAAGAAGAACGCCGAGCUCGGCAUGAAGACCACCGUGUACGACAGCCAGAUCCUGCUGGAGCAGGCGGACGCCGCGAGCUUCGACGAAAACGAGGAGAUCACGCUCAUGGACUGGGGCAACGUCAUCGUGCGCCGCAAGUCGGUGGACGAGGCGGGCGUCGUGACCGGCCUGGAGCUCGAGGCGAACUUCGACGGCGACUUUAAGGCGACGAAGAAGAAGGUGACGUGGCUCGCGCAGCCGACCGAGACGCGGCACCUGACGCCUGUGACGCUGCUCGACUUUGACUACCUGAUUACGAAGAAGAAGCUCGAGGAGGAGGACAACUUCGUCGACUUCCUGACGCCGCAGACGCGCUUCGAGACGCACGCGCUGGCGGACGCAAAUGUCGCCGCGCUCAAGGAGGGCGACCAGAUCCAGUUCGAGCGCAACGGCUACUACAUCCUCGACAAGGUGCAGGGCGCCGACGGCCGUCGCGAGUUCAUCAGGAUCCCCGACGGCCGCGCCGCCUCGAGCGCAAGCAAGGCGGCGCCGGACGAGAACCCCGAGCAGAAGAAGGCCGCCGCGGCCGCCGCGCGGGCCCAAAAGGCAGCGAACAAGAAGAAGAAGGCCGAGGCCAAGGACCCCGUGCAGCAGCUCAUCGAGGAGGGCACGAGCAAGGUCAACAUGUACAAGGCGCCACUCGUCAACCAGCCCACCGACGUGCCCGUUCGCACGUCCAUGUACAAGGUCGACCCGAUUCUGUAG